AUGAACCAAGGUUACGGCUACAACGACAAAAGCGGGCGCGGCUACGGCCAGGGCUACGGCCAGGGCUACAGCCAGGGCUACGACCAGAACACCUACCCAGACGCCCAUGGCCGUGGGGGUUAUGGUCAGUCAGGAUAUGGUCGUGGCGGCUACGGCGGCGGCUACGGCGGCGGCUACGGCGGCGGCGGCUACUACAGCGGGCAACAGCAGCCUAUCUACCACCAACAACCCCCCAGAAACGAUGGUGACACAUGUUGUAAGAUGUGUUGCAGCGUGCUACUCUGCUGUACUCUCUACAGAGUCUUCUGCGGGUAG
Messenger RNA from Eremothecium gossypii ATCC 10895, 315 nucleotides. Its product is annotated as AGL095Wp. The transcript has a single exon. The record is from RefSeq and is marked provisional. NCBI's taxonomy places the organism in Eukaryota, Fungi, Ascomycota, Saccharomycetes, Saccharomycetales, Saccharomycetaceae. Bases 1 to 315 code for a protein of 104 amino acids.